Cylicocyclus nassatus is the source of this 2303-nucleotide messenger RNA. The record is from the annotation of a GenBank genome assembly. NCBI's taxonomy places the organism in Eukaryota, Metazoa, Nematoda, Chromadorea, Rhabditida, Strongylidae.
GAAGGUUGUUAUUCUUGUGUCUGACUCGUUGUGUGGGUGUUGUCAUAGUGGAAUUAAUUAAUUUUUCGGUAGUAUUUUCCUGUCUUCUUCUGGUGAACAUAUUUUGCCUUCACCAUGACGGACAAUGUACGGCUACGAGGAAUGAUUCCUGUAUUUCCUGACAUCAUGGUCGACUAUGAGGUCGAGGCGAACACUACGGAAUGUAUGUGCUCGGAUCUUCAAACAGAAGACUAUUCUCCGCUCUAUGCCAAGUGCAACUUGGCGCUGAUUAUCAUUGCCCUGCCUCCACUGUCAUUUUUUGGAGUUUGUACGAAUAUCGUCAAUGUUUACGUGUAUUCAAGGAAGAGGAUGCAGAACUCUGCAAACACCUAUCUUCUCUUCCUUGCCUGUAGUGACUUUCUGGUUAUCCUCACGGGUCUCUUUAUAUUUUGGAUAGAUUCGGCUCGUUCGUAUAUACCUGAGCUGGCGAGAGCACCAUACACAACAGUGUACAUGCUCCCCUUCGGCUACAUGGCUCAAACAUGCAGUAUUUACUUCACCGUUGCUGCUGCAUUCGAUUGUUACGUCAACGUUUGCUGGAAGCUACAAGCAAAAUAUUACUGUACCAUAAAACGAGCAAAACAGAUUUGUUCGACUAUUAUGGUUGUAUCCGUGCUGUAUAACUCGCUGAGAUUUCCACAGUUCAAUUUGCGAAAAUGCUUCCACGAAGCAAGCGGAGAGCAAAUUAUCGAAAUCUGCCCUACAUCGCUAUUUUUUGCUGUAAACUUGGUCUAUAACGUCUAUAUGUACAUGGUGCUCAUGUGUCUGUUGCCUUUUCUGUUUCUUCUCUGCCUCAAUGCGAUCAUCGUCUUACGUCAAAGUAUAGAACAAAACAAAGAGAAAGAAAUGAUGGAACCCUCGGAUAAGCUUUUGAAGCCAAAAGCGAGUUCCAGUAGCGGCGACGAUACUAUCACAAUGAUUAUGGUUGUCAUUCUCUUCCUGGCCUGCAACACUCCGGGCCUUCUGGUGAACAUAGUCGAGACAUUCUUCGAACCAGAUCCUAUUCUGUGGAAUCUCCUCUCCGAUGCUAGCAACUUCCUCGUUGUCUUCAACUCUUCUGUGAAUUGCGUGAUUUACUUCGUGUUCAACAAAGAAUAUCGCGAAAUCUUCAUAGCUAAAUGGCAUGAAAAAAUAGAUUCGCUACCGUGGUGUAUACGAUGCUGCUGUUGUCGAUGCUGUACUUCACGAAGGCAUCGUCAAGAUCUCGUUUACCAGCCGGUCAAUCACGACAAGAGCAAGAAAGAUUACUCGUUGCGCUACGUCGUAGCUGAAGCUAACGCUGACACCGUCACCACAAACACAGCGUCGUCGCCUGUCUGGCAACCUCUUACACAUCGUCGUCUUCCGAAUAUGGAGUGGCCUACUGGAUGUUUUGAUCCUGCUUCUGCGCAUUUGAUGCUGAUGGAUGAUGACACUGACAGUGGGUGGGAUGAUGGUAGUCAGGUUUCUCGCCAAUACCCGACCAGGUGGCUGGCAGAAGUAAAUAUCGUGGACGGGCAAAGUGAUGGACAGCGACCGCAUAUCGUAGUGAAACCGCUCAUAUUUACGUCUCUCCUUAUCAGAAACAAAACAGUGUUAUCUGUCGAAGUAACACAGUCCACCACAGCGUCCACAGUUCUUGCGAUGAAUUAUCUUCUGCUCCUCACUCUCGUGGGAAUUGCACUGGCAUUCCGUGACCAGUCCAUCGCUGUGCGAGGAACGCUGUUAUGUGGAGCGAAACCAGCGAGUAACGUACGUGUGAAGCUGUGGGAGGAGGACAGUGGUCCCGAUCCAGACGAUCUUCUCGACCAAGGAUACACCGACCAAAAUGGCGAGUUCCAGUUGGCCGGUGGCACAGCUGAGCUGACCCCUAUUGAUCCUGUUUUCAAAGUUUACCACGACUGUGACGAUGGCAUCAGGCCUGGCUCUAGAAAAGUUAAGUUCGCCCUACCAAAAUCGUACAUCACCCAGGGAAAAGUUCCCAAGAAAACCUUUGACAUAGGUGUCCUAAACCUUGAGACGAUUUUUGCGAAGGAAGAGCGUGAAAUGAUUGUAUCUCGAAGAAGACGUGGUGGUGUGAAUGCAGAUUAUAUGGAUCCUGACAGAAGCAGAAGCAGCAGUGAGGAGGAGAACAGUAGACGCAAUACUAGCAGACAAGUGCAGAGAAUGUUAUAAUCACGUUGACCUCUAUUUUAUUUCCUUCUAAUAAGUUGUUCUAGAGUAAAAGUGCAUGUUCUCGAAAGUUCGCAUUUUGAAUGAAGGUUCUUUAAUAAACGUAACACAUG